GGUAACUAAAUGACCAUGGAAUCUGGAGCAGAGAACCAGCAGAGUGGAGAUGCAGCUGUAACAGAAGCUGAAAACCAACAAAUGACAGUUCAAGCCCAGCCACAGAUUGCCACAUUAGCCCAGGUAUCUAUGCCAGCAGCUCAUGCAACAUCAUCUGCUCCCACCGUAACUUUAGUACAGCUGCCCAAUGGGCAGACAGUUCAAGUCCAUGGAGUUAUUCAGGCCGCCCAGCCAUCAGUUAUUCAGUCUCCGCAAGUCCAGACAGUUCAGAUUUCAACUAUUGCAGAAAGUGAAGAUUCACAGGAAUCAGUGGAUAGUGUAACUGAUUCCCAGAAACGAAGGGAAAUUCUUUCAAGGAGGCCUUCCUACAGGAAAAUUUUGAAUGACUUAUCUUCUGAUACACCAGGAGUGCCAAGGAUUGAAGAAGAGAAGUCUGAAGAGGAGACUUCAGCACCUGCCAUCACCACUGUAACGGUGCCAACUCCGAUUUACCAAACUAGCAGUGGACAGUAUAUUGCCAUUACCCAGGGAGGAGCUAUACAACUGGCUAACAAUGGUACCGAUGGGGUACAGGGCCUGCAAACAUUAACCAUGACCAAUGCAGCUGCCACUCAGCCUGGUACUACCAUUCUACAGUAUGCACAGACCACGGAUGGACAGCAGAUCUUAGUGCCCAGCAACCAAGUUGUUGUUCAAGCUGCCUCUGGAGAUGUACAAACAUACCAGAUUCGCACAGCACCCACUAGCACUAUUGCCCCUGGAGUUGUUAUGGCAUCCUCCCCAGCACUUCCUACACAGCCUGCUGAAGAAGCAGCACGAAAGAGAGAGGUUCGUCUAAUGAAGAACAGGGAAGCAGCACGAGAGUGUCGUAGAAAGAAGAAAGAAUAUGUAAAAUGUUUAGAAAACCGAGUGGCGGUGCUUGAAAACCAAAACAAGACACUGAUUGAGGAGCUAAAAGCACUUAAGGACCUUUACUGCCACAAAUCAGAUUAAUUUGAGAUUUAAAUUUUCAUCUGUUAAGGUGGAAAAUGGACUGGCUUCGCCACAAUCAGAAAGACAAAAUAAACAUUUUAUUUUCUAAACAUUUCUGUUUUUCUAUGCGCAAAACUGCCUGAAAGCAACUACAGAAUUUCAUUCAUUUGUGCUUUUGCAUUAAACUGUGAAUGUUCCAACACCUGCCUCCACUUCUACCCUCAAGAAAUUUUCAGCGCCAGGAAUCAUGAAGAUACUUCUGCUUUUCAACCCCCACCCUCCUCAAGAAGUAAUAAUCUGUUUACUUGUAAAUUGAUGGGGGAAAUAAGGAAAAGAAAACCUUUUUAAAAAUGAUUUCAAGGUUUGCGCUGAGCUCCUUGAUUGCCUUAGGGACAGAAUUACCCAGCCUCUAGAGCUGAAGUAAUGUGUGGGCCGCAUGCAUAAAGUAAGUAAGGUGCAAUGAAGAAGUGUUGAUUGCCAAAUUGACAUGUUUUCUUUCACAUUUUCAUUGUGAUUAUGUAAAAUUGUUGAGUUACACCGUCUAAAAAAGAAUUUUAGUAUGGUGUUGAAGAAAUUAGGAAAGAAUUCGGAGUGCUUUCUGUGUACAUUUAGCUUCUUCAAUACUGAAAAUUUAUCUUUGAUUCCUAAAAUCAUUCUGUAUUAACUACAGCUCUUCCAUAGGGCAGUUGUUGCUUCUUAAUUCAGUUCUGUAUGUGUUCAACUUUUUUGAAUACAUGAAAAGAAGUAACCAACUGAAUGAAAAAGCAUGGUAUUUGAAUUUUAAAUUAAAGUACAAAGCUUAUUUUAAUUAGUACUAAAUUCUUGGUAAAAAGAUGCUGAUUAGUAAACCAACCCCUUGAGUUAUAUAACAAGGUUUUUAAAUAAAUGUUUUUGCCCUUGCCUUCAGAAAUACUUAUAUUGUCACUCAUUUACUUAAAAAGAUAUUUAAUUUACUGUUGCCCUUUGCACUUACAUUGUACCACCAAUGGAAAGCCUUCAGGAUGUUAAAUAAAGCAACUUGAUACUUGUUUAUGAAACGUUAUAUGUUGUAGAAAAAUACUGACUUUAAAUCUUUUUCAUAUUAACAUACUUUAACAGAAUCUCUAUUGGAUUUUCUAAAUGAAAGAAGUAAGGAUAUGGCUCUAAAAAGUACAGUGUUAGAGUGUACAAGGAAUUUUCUUCAAACAUAUUUGAAUGACUGCUGUACUACAGUAUUUGGAUUGUCAUUCUUGCAAAACAGUUUUCUAAAAAGAGUAAUUUUGCUUUAGCUUUCCAAUAUGCUAUAUAGCCUCUGUCAUUUUAUAAAGGAGCUACCUAUUUUAACUCCUGAUUAUAACAGUCUACAUUUGUGUGUAUUAUACAUUGUUUCUAAUACUACUUUUAAUUACUAAUUGCUCCUUUUAUUCCUUAAGCGUGAUCUAAAUGUUAC
Messenger RNA from Galeopterus variegatus (Sunda flying lemur), 2401 nucleotides. RefSeq names its product cAMP responsive element binding protein 1 (gene CREB1). Gene Ontology annotation, cellular component: nucleus; ATF4-CREB1 transcription factor complex. The record is from RefSeq and is a predicted model, not a curated record. Lineage: Eukaryota; Metazoa; Chordata; Mammalia; Dermoptera; Cynocephalidae. The transcript is spliced from 7 exons. Gene Ontology annotation, molecular function: DNA-binding transcription factor activity, RNA polymerase II-specific; protein binding; cAMP response element binding. Gene Ontology annotation, biological process: regulation of transcription by RNA polymerase II. Bases 10 to 993 code for a protein of 327 amino acids.